Molecule: messenger RNA, 2703 nt
Organism: Puccinia triticina
Lineage: Eukaryota; Fungi; Basidiomycota; Pucciniomycetes; Pucciniales; Pucciniaceae
Exons: 27
Coding region: 1-2703 (900 amino acids)
Molecular function (GO): protein binding; RNA binding
Source: RefSeq, a predicted model, not a curated record
AUGUCUUUGGUCCCUAUGUCCCGUCCAGCUAAUGGCCUAGGUUCCAAUGGGAACCUGAUCAAUGUUCAGUUGAACCUUUUUCAGGUGUCAAUGGCCCCGUCCAAGGAAAUGUUCCAUUACAACGUCGAAAUAUUCUCUUCCAAGGAUACUAGUCCGCCUAUUGCGAUGAAGAAGCGGAUCUUCAACUACAUCCAUUCCAAGUUUGGCGAAGCCCUUGACGGCAUCGGGCCCAUCUUUGAUGGGGAUAAAACUGUGUAUAGCCACAGAGAGCUCCAAUCGUUGGAGGGAACCGUUAAAGUUCCUAGCUUCAAACUUCCACCGGAGGACGAAGAGUUUAAAUAUAUUCUGAGCCCGGUGGAAAAACCCAAAUGGCGUACUUCGGAUAUCUUUCAUCUGUUGUUUGGGCCUCAAGGCCCCUCGAUGAGGAAUAAGUCAGACGACGAAAAGGGGGCUUUGAUCAAUUCUUCGCGACGAGCCAUGCAAGCCUUAAAUGUGGCCGUCAGAUAUCUCUUGGCAUCCAAUUGCCCAUCGACCUCGAGAGCCUUCUUUCCGGAUGGCGCCCCCUUCUUGGACAUUGGCACGGGGGUGAUUUUGAGACGCGGGUACAUCACCCACAUGAGGAUGGGGAACACGACGAACUUCAAUCCGCCUCCGGACAACUUGUUUCUCGCCAUGGACAUGACCUGUGCGACGUUUCUCGAGGCGCCUCCGGCGAACAAUCCGGCGAACACUUUAGCCGAUCUCUGUUGCAAGAUUCUGAACAUUCCGCCCCAAAGAAUGUGUAACUUGCAGGAGGACGAUUAUCGGAAGCUACACAAGAUGCUCAGGAGAUUCAAGAUUGAUAUCGUGAGGGGUGAAUCAGACCGGGGGAUCACCAAAUCAAUUGAUCAUCUCACAUUGACCAAUUCCAGAAGUGAAAUGUUUCAAACCGAUGAGGGAGAGACCUCCGUCGAGGCUUUUUUCCUCAAGACCUGGGGAAGGAGACUGCGCUUUCCUGAUUUACCCAAUGUUGUAACCGUUGGGAAGGGAAAAAAGACCGUUUAUCCCAUGGAGCUAUGCUCUAUUCGAAAGGGCCAACGGUACAUCCUAAAGCUCAACGGGGACCAGCAAUCUUCGGCCCUGAGAUUUCAAACAAUCAAGCCCGAAGGUCGGUUCCAACAAAUCAUGGUUGCUCGAGAACAUGUCAUGGACCACACUCAUGAAAAACUCUUGAGUGCCUAUGGAAUCAAAAUCGGGAGAAAAUUUGUUGAAGCACAAGCUCGAGUCCUUCCACCACCGGUGGUAGAGUACAGCCAAAACUUGAGGAUAUCGGUGCGGGACGGUCAAUGGAACAUUGCAAAGCCCAAUUUGCAGCUUUUGUCCACAAAAGUACUCAAGUCAUGGGCCGUGGUUAUUUGCACUAGUGCCCAUUUACCGGAGCAAGCUCUCAUGAACUUCCUAGGCGGUUUGAGAGCAAAGUUGAUUCAGCUAGGUGUUCAAGUUGCCGAUGCUCCUCCUCCUAUAAUCCGUUUGCAAGCUCCCGGCCAGCAACCUCAAGUAAAAGAGGCUUUGGAAAAGGCUGGAAAGACCGCAUGGCAGAGCUUUGACAAGAACCCGCCACAGCUUUUCCUGUGUAUCACAGAUGAACGUAGCUAUCUGUACAAUCCCAUCAAGGUUGAAGGAGACAACUUUGCGAACCGCGGCGUCACCACCCAAUGCAUGGUUCUCAAGCAUGUUAAGAAUGCUAAAGAUCAAUAUCUUUCAAACUUGGCUUUGAAAAUAAAUUUGAAAAUAGGCGGACUCAAUCACCGAUUAUCAGACCUCGAGCCAGCCUGUGGCGGCGUGCCCACCAUGAUUGUUGGCGCUGAUCUUACUCACAACAAUCUUUCCUUGAAGAUGAAGCCAUCCAUUGCAGCCUUGGUUGGAAGUCUCGACCGAACAUUGUUGAAGUUCGCGCCCGCGGUUGGUGUUCAGCCUUUGUUGGAACCGAGCGAUGAAGAUGGCAGGCCGAGAUCUCAAGAGCCCAUUCAACUCUUCAGAACUCUGUUAUCAAACUUGCUCCAAAAGUGGGGCAAGACCAACCCCGGCCCAAAGUUUCCUCGCAGGAUGAUCAUCUUCAGGGAUGGUGUCUCCGAUGGCGAAUUCAGUCAAGUCUUAGAGAGUGAAUUCAAGGCUGCAAAAGCUGCAAUUGAAAAAAUUGCUGGAAAGCCCGACCAAUGCAAGAUCACUUACAUUGUUUGCGUCAAAAAUCAUCGUUUAAGGAUGUCACCGGACCAACGCUGUCAGGAUAGAUCGGGGAAUGCGCCGGCAGGAUCUGUCCUGGACAACCGAAUUGGUGACCCGUUUCUGUUUGAUUUUUUCGCGCAGACACAGGCUGGCUUGCAGGGCACCUCACGACCAACCAGAUACGUGAUCUUGAAGGAUGAGAGCAAUUCCUCGGCUGAUGACCUACAGGCGAUUAUUCAAAUCAUUUCUUCCGGCUUCCAACGCGCAACUAGGAGCGUAGGACUUGCCACACCUGCCUAUUACGCCGACAUAGUGGCUUCCCGAGCUAAGAUGUGGGUAAAUGUGGAUGAUGAUGGAGCAUCAACUGUGGCAUCAGCCUCCUCUGGCCGAGACCAGACUGCCGAAGACCGCGCCCGUGAUUUGGAAGUAUACCAACACAAAAUCAACGCCAUGAUGACCAAAAUGGAUGCUUUAGAUCAACAAAUGUGGUGGAUCUGA